Molecule: messenger RNA, 4428 nt
Organism: Nomascus leucogenys (northern white-cheeked gibbon)
Lineage: Eukaryota; Metazoa; Chordata; Mammalia; Primates; Hylobatidae
Gene: SAYSD1
Product: SAYSVFN motif domain containing 1
Exons: 2
Coding region: 3467-3877 (136 amino acids)
Source: RefSeq, a predicted model, not a curated record
UUAAUGACCUUUUGUUCAUUAUCCCGUUUCUUAUGAGCACCAUCUAGUUGUUGAAGCAACAGAUUUUCAUGCUGUAGUUGAGAUAUUCUCUCCUCUACGUAAUCCCACUUUCCAAAGGAUUUACUUGGCUUAGGUCCUUUUGUAUACUUUAUAAAACCAAAACCUUUUCUCUGAGAGAAUUUCUUGUGUCAUGGAGUUUACCUUUUAGGGUAUUGAAUUUAAUUCGAGCUUCGGAAAGUUGCUCAGUUAAAAACUCAUUAUUAUCUUUUAGUUCAGAAAUAUCAGAACUCGUUUUCUUUCUUGUAAAGAAACAUCUUGUGCUGUCUGUAAAGCAAGUUCUAGGUCUCUUUUUGUUUUCACACUUUGAUCACACUCACUUAUAGCAGCAGCCAGUCUAGCAUGGAAUGGCUCAACUUCAGCUUCCAGUCUUUCCUUGUUUUGAUUUUCCUUCUGCAGUUUAGACUUGAGCAUUGCGUUCUCAGUUUUGAGGUCCUUAAGCUGUUGACCAUACUGGGAUACUGUUUUUGUUAAUGUUUUUCCAUUCAGUUUUAUAGUCUCUUGAAGGUCAUCAUUCAUUUCUUUAACAAUUUCAAUGUCCUUUUUCCCUCUCGAGGUUCCUAUUUUUUAUUGUGUAUACUUACAUACACAAUAAAGGCAAUAUCUCUCUUCAACAAGCAAUUUUGGAAAAAAAAGCAUCAGAUCUUUUUUUUUCUUAAAGUAUUUCUUCAAGCCUUCAAUUCCAUUUCUAGUGAUCGAUAGUCAGUUCAAGCUGUUCUUUUACUUCAACUUCUUUCCUAUGUUGCUGCACUUUCCUUUCUAACUCUUCCCUAAUUUUUUCAUACAACAUAUUAGCAUUUCUUCUCAUCUUCUUCUAUUAAGGUGCAUUCAAACUGUAGAGUUCUUGUUUCCAUUCUACUUUUUGAUAUUGAACUGUGACUUCAUUUCUUGUGUUUUGGAUAGCUCCUUCUUCAGUACACUAAACUCAGUUUUCGUAUUUCUUAUUGUCUAGUGUAAGUUGUUCACAGAUAAUUUUUUUUAAGGUCCAGUGACUUUUCACAUGAAAGAAAUGCAUUCUGGAUUUCCAUUAGGAUACGAGAAUCAUUACAAUCCAUUCCAUAUUGCUUAAUGAGCAUCAUAAACUUCUUACAAUGAGGGUAAGGUUCCUCAUGAUCCUCUGAAGCUGUUUCAGAUGGCCGAGUUAAGUCAUCAGGUUCAUCUCUAAAUGAGUUUGCUUUUUGACCUUUUUCUUUUCAUUUGACAUUUUCUUUGCAGGCCUAGCAUACUCUUCAUUCUCCUUCCUAGGAAAUCUCUGAUGGUAAACUCUUUCUUUGUUGAAUUAAUUUAUCAUCAUCAGCAGCAGAUGUACUAUCAUAUAGGCUUUUUUGAUACUUUUUAACUUUUGUGCUUCUUUCUAGCUUCUUCAACCUGUGGCUAUUUAUUUUCACUUUCAAGCUUGUUCUUCCUCUGAUGUCACUUUUAGUUAUUGUUCUGCUUUGGAUGUUUGUUCGUUCUUCCUUUCUGUGGCUUUCUUCACAACAGAAUCUUUCAUUUCCAUGGUAGGCUUUAGGGAGGAAGUUUUUCAGGAGGCCCUUCUCCCUUUCCAUUUACCAUAUAUUUUUUCCUUUUUUAUAUGAAGGUCCAAGUAAAGACUUUGAAACACUCUCGGGGAUACACUGCUUGGUAGUAAAAGUCAAGUCUUCAUCAUCUGGUUUAGGCCAUGAAUCAACACACAGUUUUUUUAAAAAUACUGAAUGCAGAUGCUUCAGAACUCCCAGAAUCUUUUUGCACUUUCUCUUCCUUUUUUCAAACUUGCAUUCUUCUUGGAUGCUUCUUCUGGGUUGUCAUUUUGAAGACCAUUUUCAAGUUAUCUUUUUUUUUAAUGUUGCAAAAUUUGUCGUGAGUGCUUGUCAGACCACCAGAAAUAGCAUAAUCUGCAGUCUGUUCAUACAUACUCUUGAGUAAAGACAAUAUUUUGCUGAAGAAGAAUGCUAACUAUACCUGACAAGCCAUAAUGUACAACAGGCAUGAGAGCUGUUCUUUUCAACCUAUCAACAGCAUGUACAUUUGCUUGUUUCUUCACUAAAAUUCCACCUUUUGCUGCGUUUUGCAAACUAUAGCAAGUAAAAGUGGUGUGUUUCCAUCCUUGUUCAGCACUUCAGUAUUCACAUGGUGUGAAGGCAGUUUUUCUGCCAGUAGUGUAUUCUCAUUGUAGAUAGCAUAGUGUAGUGUGUUGUUGCUGUAGGCAUCCAUAAGAUCUGGAUUGGUGCCACGUUCUAGCAGAAUGAUGACACAAAUCUCUUCUUAGCAAUGUACAGCCUUCAUCAAAGGUAUCCUGUUUCAUUUGUCACCAAUGUCAGUCUGACAUUUUCGGUUUACCUGGAGAGUGACCACUUCCACAUGGCCAUUGGCACAGGCCAAAUGUAAAGCAGUCCUGUUCAUCCACAGAUGAAGGAAUACAGAAACUCCAGGAUAUUUGCACAAUGGAAUACUCUUCAGCCAUCAAACUUUAGGACAUCACCCCACUUCCAGCAACGUGGAGAGAGAUCUGUUCAUCCACAGAUGAAGGGAUACAGAAACUGUAGUAUUCAUUCACAAUGGAAUACCCUUCAGCUGUGCACAUAUACUGAAAUCAUAUGACCUGGAGCCACACAGUUGAACCUGUUCAUACCUUGAUGAAGUGAUGACAAAACUGGAAUAUAUAUCCAGAAUGGAAUACUCUUCCACCACAGAAAUGGAUGAAAUCCUGUCAUUUGCAGUCAUGUGGAGAAACCUGUUCAUCCACAGAUGAAGGGAUAAAGAAACUGUAGUAUAUAUACACAAAUGGAAUACUCUUCAUCCAGAAAAAUGUAACGAAAUUACAUCAUUUGCAGCCACACUGUUGAACCUAGAGGACAUCAUGGUAAAUGACCUGUCCUGUCCACCCACAGCUGAAGGGAUAAAGAAACCACCAUACAGAUAUGCUAUGGAAUAUGCUUCAGCCAUAAAACUUUGGGAAAUCCUGUCAUCCACAGCCACGUGGAGAAACUCAGAGGACAUUAGGUCCAAGGAAAUGAGCCUGGUAGAGGAAGUCCCACACCUUUCAAUCUCAGGCAUGGAGAUUCCAAAAACUUUAUCUCCUGUCCAUCCACAGAUGGAGGGAUCAAGAAAUUGUAAUGUAUAUGCACAAAGAAUACUCUUUGGCCAUCAAAAUAACUAAACCAUGUCAUUUGGAGCUGCUGAGGCUGCAGCUGCCUCAUCCUACACCAUGGUUGGAAGCCACUGUGGCCUCCAUCUGGGCCAAGCUCUGACCACGAUGAUGCCUCUGUCCCCACCCGGGCCUCGCGCUGACUGACAAUGCCACUGCAUCUUUUCAGUAGUCGUUGAUGAGGAAGUAUCUACAUCCUCCUUCCCACCACCAGAUUUUGCUUGGAGAAAAGCAGUUUCCCGAAAUAAUUCUGUGACGAGCUUCUUCCACAUUAGGACAAAAAUGCUGGUAACUUUUAUUAAAAAUUCCUACAGAAGCCUCCUGCUUCCCUCUCCAGCCAUAUACCAGGAAGCGGCUCAGCCCCAGGGCAGCACAUCACAGCCACCAUGGAACACAGCCAUUCCUCUACCAUCGUGCUGGGACCAGUCUUUCCUGACCAAUAUCACCUUCUUGAAGGUUCUUCUCUGGUUGGUCCUGCUGGGACUGUUUGUGGAACUGGAAUUUGGCCUGGCAUAUUUUGUCCUGUCCUUGUUCUAUUGGAUGUACGUCGGGACACGAGGCCCUGAAGAGAAGAAAGAGGGAGAGAAGAGCGCCUACUCUGUGUUCAAUCCAGGCUGCGAAGCCAUCCAGGGCACCCUAACUGCAGAGCAGUUGGAGCGCGAGUUACAGUUGAGACCCCUGGCAGGGAGAUAGGACCCAGCUGUGCUGUCAUGCAGCUAACCUCUGAUGUGGUCUUCCUCACCAUUGGCUAUGGAUUUGAUUUCAGGUGUAUAGGACUAAGGGCAGCUUGCGGGUUAGCUCUGUGACUGCAUAGUUUUUCUACAUUCUUUCCCUGAUCUUUUGCUGCCAUUUGAUCUUUGAUAGUUUUGGUGAAACUCUAAAAUACAUUCACUGUGGGUCUGAUGCAAUUUAUAAAAAUUAUGUACUCAAGAAGGGAGACUUGUUUGUUUCAUUUCUCAUCUGUUUAGGAGAUGAUUUGAGAGCACUAGAAAGGCACGGGGGAGAUUCUCAGCUUAAAACAUCCAGCAGUUUGAAGUAUGAUUAGGUACAUCAGGGCUGCAUUGUCAAUGUUCUCUUUAAGUCUUUUAACAUUUAUAGCAAUUUUUUUUUUUCCCGGAGAGUUUAGGUUGCAAGUUUUGGGUUUCUUGUUUGUUUUUGUUUUGCUUCCUGCUUUAAUUCUUUCAUUUUCAGUCAUUACUGGUAUUGAAAAAUAAAAUAUCUUUAAAACAUCUCGUCUUCAGAAA